AUGGAAGACGAGGACGCCGGCCCUGGCGGCGGGGGCGAGGCCUCCCCUCCGCACCACGCCGCGGCGGCGUCGGGCGACCGGGCGCGGGACAUGGCGGCGUCCCCGACGCGCUCGCGCUCCGUGACGCAGACGGUGAACGGGUCCCACCGCUUCGUGAUCCAGGGCUACUCGCUCGCCAAGGGCAUGGGCGUGGGGAAGCACAUCGCCAGCGAGACCUUCACCGUCGGCGGCUACCAGUGGGCGAUCUACUUCUACCCCGACGGGAAGAACCCCGAGGACAACUCCAACUACGUCUCCGUAUUCAUCGCGCUCGCGUCCGACGGCACCGACGUGCGCGCGCUCUUCGAGCUCACGCUGCUCGACCAGAGCGGCAAGGGCAAGCACAAGGUGCACUCGCACUUCGACCGCUCCCUAGAGUCCGGGCCGUACACCCUCAAGUACCGCGGAUCCAUGUGGGGAUAUAAAAGGUUCUAUCGGCGUAAUGCUCUUGAACUAUCAGAUUUUCUUAAAGAUGAUUGCUUGAAGAUAAACUGUACUGUGGGUGUUGUAGUAUCAACUAUGGAUUAUUCUAGGCCACAUUCAAUAGAGGUUCCAGAGUCUGACAUAGGCUAUCAUUUUGGAACGCUUUUGGACACUCAGGAAGGUGUAGAUGUUGUUUUUAGUGUAGCAGGAGAGAAGUUUCAUGCCCAUAAGUUGGUAUUGGCUGCCCGGUCUCCCUUUUUUAGAUCUGAAUUUUUCGAUCAUGAAUCGGGUGAAGAGAAGAACGAAACUGAUACGAAGGAUGAAAUCAAAGAGAUCGUCAUUGAUGACAUGGAUCCUGUAGUGUUCAAGACUGUGCUUCAUUUUAUCUACAGGGACAAUCUUGUUGAUGAUGAUGAGUUGUCUGCAUCAAGCUCUGACUGCUCUAUCUUUGAUAGUUUAGCUGGGAAGUUAAUGGCUGCAGCAGACAAAUAUGAGUUGCCAAGGCUAAGAUUGUUGUGUGAAUCUUACUUGUGCAAGCAUAUUUCUGUAAACUCCGUGGCAACUACUCUAGCAUUGGCUGAUCUGCACCAUGCUAUGGAGCUUAAAUCUGUGUGCCUAAAGUUUGCUGCUGAAAACCUUUCAGCUGUGAUCCGGAGCGAGGGGUUCGACUAUCUCAAAGACAACUGCAUAUCUCUGCAGUCAGAGAUACUACGGACAGUUGCCGGGUGUGAGGAGCCAUGUAGCAGCGGCGUGAAAAGCCAGAGCGUGUGGGCGCAGCUCUCUGACGGCGGCGACACCAGCGGGCGCAGGGCAGACACGAUGGAAUCACAGAAGGGUAACCCGAGUUGA
This is a messenger RNA of Miscanthus lutarioriparius, 1311 nucleotides long. Lineage: Eukaryota; Viridiplantae; Streptophyta; Magnoliopsida; Poales; Poaceae. The record is from the annotation of a GenBank genome assembly.